Molecule: messenger RNA, 2210 nt
Organism: Scleropages formosus (Asian bonytongue)
Lineage: Eukaryota; Metazoa; Chordata; Actinopteri; Osteoglossiformes; Osteoglossidae
Gene: ca4a
Product: carbonic anhydrase IV a
Exons: 8
Coding region: 50-1081 (343 amino acids)
Cellular component (GO): plasma membrane
Molecular function (GO): zinc ion binding; carbonate dehydratase activity
Source: RefSeq, a predicted model, not a curated record
GUGUCUGUCCGGGGGGGGAACCCAGAUUCUUCUGUCCCAGCCGGGACACAUGCGCUCGGACGCCCCGUGGGGGACAAUCCGCUGGAAUGUUCGGACGUCCUGGGUGCCGUCGCCCGCGCUCAUCAUCGUUCGUCUUGAUCAUAAAAUCCAACCUUUUUUCCCCUCGGUCGGUCAGUGUCACCCGGGUUGUCUGCGCGCUCCCGCGUUAUUAAACCGAACAGAGUGGUGCUACCAGUCCCAGGUGACCUGCGAAAGCCAUUGCAAAGGGCCAGAAAAGUGGCAGGAAGUUGGAAGCAACUGCGGAAGUUCGAACCAGUCUCCGGUCAAUAUCGUCACAAAGAGGACCCUACCUGAUGAGCGUCUCGCCCCUUUCCGGUUUACGCAUUAUCAGACCAACUUUAACGGCAACAUUAAAAACAACGGCCACUCCGUCCAAGUGAACCUGGACCAUGGGCCCCUGAUUGGCAACGGAGGCCUGGAGGCGACGUACAGGGCUGUGCAGUUCCACCUCCACUGGGGCGCCGAUGGAGGUCCUGGGUCCGAACACACCGUGGACGGGGAGCGGUAUCCCAUGGAGCUCCAUAUUGUUCACAUAAAGGAAAAACAUGGCACUUUGGAAGCAGCUUUGCAGGAUCCCACCGGAGUUGCGGUCCUUGGAUUCUUCUACGAGGAGUCCGCCAGUUCUAACAAAAAGUACGACCCCGUCGUAAAUGCCCUGAAGAAUAUCGCAAGAGCUGGUAGCAGCGCUGUCGUAAACCACAUAUCCCUGGCGUCGCUCAUCCUGCCGGACGGAAACAUGACGAGCUACUACCGCUACAAAGGGUCCCUCACCACGCCGGGCUGCGCGGAAUCGGUCGUGUGGACCGUGUUCGAACGCGCCAUUCCGCUGAGCAAAGCGCAGCUCGGCGCGUUCUCCAAGCUGAAUUUCAGCGACGGGACGGCUAUGGUGAACACGUUCCGGCCGGUGCAGCCCCUCAACGGGCGCCCGGUGUAUCGGUCCGGGAGCCGCGCUCUCGCGGCCGGCGUCGCCCUUCUGGCCGCUUCCCUCUCGGCCUUCGUGGGACUUUCGCGGCCCAACUAGGCUCGGCGACCUUCCCUCGAGCUCGGCCUCUCCAGGUUCUGGCCGGAGCGAGGGGAAAAUUGCUUCGUUUCACACCCCGCAAUCAAAACGUUUCGCUCCGAGUCGCAUGUUCCCACUCGCUGAAGCAAAAGUACAGUACAUUCGGACAGACGACGUCGUCGUCGUCGUUCCUAGGUAACCCAAGCGCUCCGCACUCCUCAAUUCCCUGUGUCUCACUCUCAACGCCUUGUGCAAGAUGACUGCUUUUUGAAAGACAAAUGUUAUCACCUGGAAUUAGAAAUAUAUUCACUUUUAAAAAAACAGCUGCAGUGUAGAUGGAAGUUGAGCAGUCGCUACAGGGAACGUGUGAACUCAAACACCCGUUGCGUCAUAUACGGCACAAUCGUGGCCUUGCGGUGGUGGGCUUGUCAACAGCAUGGUAACCCAUGAUGAACAGUGUUGUUCUGAACUUCCGGUUGCACGUAAAUCCCCCCCCCCACCACGACCACACGCGGUCCGCUUCACGGACGAGGCGUAGUAGGGAGAGAGCGAACUCCUCCGAGCGCCUGACGCAGAGGCCGACCUGCCGCACCGAGGGACCGCGGGAUCGGCGCACGCGUACUUGACGUCACGAUCGCCAGCGCGUCGACCCACCCGCGUCCGCUCUUCCCCCCGGACCUCUCGUGCCGCACGCAGCCCUUGGAAACGCAGCGCUUCGCGGAUCCGUCACGGACCUCAAGACUUUGUUCGUCGCCAAGCGUAGGGGGCCAGCGGCGAUCGAAUGAUUUAUCUUCGGCCUCGAGUUUGUUAGCUUUAGAAACCCGCUUCCAACCCAUGUCAGGAAAGGGAGGAUUUUUUUUUUUGUGUGCGGUCAGGUCUUGAUCCACAGAUUUCCUUUACAGGGAUGAUGUACUUAAUCCAUGCAUUUCGCAGCACCUCCUACUGAAUAGUAUCUUCCUCACACACCUAUUUCCAUAUGUGUAGAGUGAUACUUUUGUUAUUUAUAUUCGUGUUUUAUCUUCAUUUGCAUUCCAACAUGUUCUGCUGGGUAAAAGGGAAAGGGACAAUUGAGCAUUGAAAGGACUGUUAAUCAGUUGUCUUCACACUGAAAUUAUUCCUGAGUGCAUUUGUUCUGCUGCCUGAAUUACAA